ACCCCGGGUUCCCGGCGCGGCUCUCAGGUGACCGCGGUGGGCGCCGCCCGCGUCUCCGCCGGCCGCCGCGCCUCCCCGCGCGCUCGGAGCUCCAGCCAUGCUGUUCUGGCACACGCAGCCGGAGCACUACAACCAGCACAGCUCGGGCAGCUACCUGCGGGAUUUGACUAGUGUUCUUCAAAGGGAAAAUGAUGUGCUCGCGCUGCCUAUCUUCAAGCAGGAGGAGCCCCAGCUGUCCCCUGAGAACGGGGCCCGCCUGCCACCCCUGCAGUACGUACUGUGUGCUGCCACGUCACCGGCCGUGAAGCUGCAUGAGGAGACCCUGACCUACCUCAACCAAGGUCAAUCCUAUGAAAUCCGACUGCUGGAGAACCGGAAGUUGGGAGACUUUCAAGAUCUGAACACAAAAUAUGUCAAGAGCAUCAUUCGAGUGGUUUUCCACGACCGCCGGCUGCAGUACACAGAGCACCAACAGCUGGAGGGCUGGCGGUGGAGCAGGCCAGGAGACCGAAUCCUGGACAUCGAUAUUCCACUGUCUGUUGGUAUCUUGGACCCCAGGGCCAGCCCAACCCAGCUGAACGCAGUUGAGUUCUUAUGGGACCCUGCAAAGAGGGCAUCUGCGUUCAUUCAGGUACACUGUAUCAGCACGGAGUUCACACCCAGGAAGCACGGGGGAGAGAAGGGAGUGCCUUUCCGGGUGCAGAUUGACACGUUCAAGCAGAACGAGAAUGGGGAGUACACAGAGCACCUGCACUCAGCUAGCUGCCAGAUCAAGGUGUUCAAGCCAAAGGGAGCUGACCGGAAACAAAAGACUGACCGGGAAAAGAUGGAGAAAAGAACUGCUCAAGAGAAGGAGAAGUACCAGCCAUCCUACGAAACCACCAUUCUCACAGAGUGCUCUCCCUGGCCAGAUGUGGCUUACCAGGUGAACAGCGCCCCGUCCCCGAGCUACAAUGGCUCUCCCAACAGCUUCGGCCUUGGAGAAGGCAACAGCUCACCGACGCACCAGGUGGAGGCCCUGCCCAUGGGCAGUGAUCACCUGCUGCCAUCAGCCUCCAUCCAAGACGCCCAGCAGUGGCUCCACCGCAACAGAUUCUCACAGUUUUGCCGCCUCUUUGCCAGCUUCUCAGGUUCAGACUUGCUGAAGAUGUCCAGAGAUGAUCUGGUGCAGAUCUGUGGCCCUGCGGACGGAAUCCGGCUCUUCAAUGCCAUCAAAGGCAGGAACGUGAGGCCAAAAAUGACCAUUUAUGUCUGUCAGGAGCUGGAGCAGAACCGGGCAUCCCUGCAGCAGAAGAGGGAUGGCAGCAGUGACAGCAGCCUCUGUGUGUACCAUGCCAUCUUCUUGGAAGAGCUGACCACCUUGGAGCUGGUUGAGAAGAUCGCCAACCUGUACAGCAUCCCCCCCCAGCACAUCCACAGAGUCUACCGGCAGGGCCCCACGGGCAUCCACGUGCUGGUGAGCAAUGAGAUGGUGCAGAAUUUCCAAGAUGAAUCUUGUUUUAUCCUCAGCACAUUAAAAGCUGAGAGCAAUGAUGGCUACCACAUCAUUCUCAAGUGUGGGCUCUGAGCAGCGAGCGGUAGGAAAUGCACUGACUCCCAGCCCCACGAAUGCCUUGGAUGUAGAAAUUGUACCACUGCCAGCUGCAGUCUUACCUGGCAAGCUGAAGCUUUGAGGGACCCUGCCUACUCCAUGGAAGCUACAGACCACCAACCAGCAGAAACCUGUGGACCUAAAGUCUGGGAUGCAGAAAACUGGUGUCUCCCUCUCCCUUCCUCUCAGCCUCCAGUUUUUGGACAGUUCCUUGUUCUUCUCCCUCCCAAACCUGACACUCUAAAGAGACACAUAGUAGCUCAGCUCUAAAGCUCCAUGCUCCUUAGGUAGAGGCUCUUCAGGAAUCUUGGUACCACUUGUAUCGCCCCUUCUGAUCGCUCUCCUGCCUCCAGAGGAAGCUUUGCCUCACUCACACCCCCACCUCCUUGCAUAGCUGGCUUCAGGCCCAGUGCUUCUGGCUACUGGGUCCACUUUGCCCCAUUCUCCUCUGUUUCCCUCUCGGUGACCACGGUGGACAUCUCUCUCUCCUGUACUUGGAUGAAUCUGUGGGAGUGAUGCUGUUCUGUGCUUUCUCCUUUUACCUUCACCAUGUUUAUUUUUUUAAAGAAAAUAAUAUUUAAUACACUAUAUAUGAUCUUCAAAGUAGUUACUCAGAGAAGACAUAGAUUUUUUUAAAAAAGUCCUCUUGCAAGGAAGAAAUUAACAGAUAAUAGCACAAACUUUCUUUUCAGUGAACUAAGUUUCUCUUAGUUCACCAUAUUUCUAAGAAUCCGUCACUGCAAAUCCCAGAGAUGUACCUGUAUCUGUGCAUUGACGUAAUGGGCACCGCAGUGCAUAUGUCUGACCUGUCUCAUGGAUGCUAAGUCUGAUGCUGUCUAGGAGUUGAGAGGUGGGUGAUAACAUAAAAACUUUUUUCAGGCAUAUUUUUAUAAGUAGAGAAGGUUUGAGAAACAAGUGAUUUCUCUUGACUUACUUUGUAUGAUUUUAUCUCUUAGGCAGUCAUGGGUAAGGAGGACUAGGAAAUAAGCAUUCCACUGUAUCAUCAGAUGACUUUGACCACCAUAGUAUCAGACUUUUUAGCAUGGACUUACAAAAUCCCAUGUAGAAAAGUCUGUGAUUAACCACCGGUGAAUUUACUAAGCUUCUUAAGGACGCUAGUUUUUCUAUGGUGGUGGUGGGGCUCUUUGAGUUUUUCAUCUUUUUUCAUUUGUAGGGGAUAUGUUUAGGGUACUUUGCAUUGGAAAGAUUGGGUCACCUUUCUUAACUGUGGAUCAGUGACUAAGACAGACAGUCUUGUUUUCCCUCUGGGACUUAGGAUCCAGUGAUGAGUAUGAGCCCAGGGCUUCAAGCUCUUUGCUAAGUUGGGUUCAUCUUGCAAUCCUUGCUGAACCCUGUGGCCACUAGAGUAGGAUUUUACAGCUUCUGAAGUGGAGCUUUUGUGGAAUACAGCAUAGUGCUAGGCUCAAAGAUUGUCAGAAUAUGCAGAGACUGAGGUUCAGAGAGGCAAAGACACCAGGUGUAUGAUACACAUACCAGGAUCCUUUGGAGAGAAAAGGGGUCCAUCAGUAACUAUGCUGGAUCAAGAGUCAUGGUGCUCCCUGCACAGUGAAGACAGGUCCUGACUUUUUGUCUUCUUUUAGGAGAGAAAGAGGGUUUGGGUUAAUAGCUUUAUUGACAUAUAAUUUACAUCCCAUUCAGAUUCCCUGCUUAUCAUGUACAAUUGUGUGGUUUGGAGUAGAGUCAUGGGAUUGCAUCAAUUUUAGAAUAUUUUCCUGGUCCCCGAAAGAAACCCUGUGUCCUUUGGCUAUCCCCAACUUCCUCAGACCUAAGAAAGCAUGUAUCUACUUUUUAUGUAGAUUUCCCUAUUCUGAACAUUCUGUGCAUAUGAUGUCAUACAAUAUGGCCUCUUAUGACUGGCUUUUUUCAUUUAGCCACUUAACCACAUUGAACCUGUACCAGUCCUCAUUUCUUUGUAUCACCAAAUAAUAUUUCACUAUAUGGAUGUACCACUUCAGUUGAUGGACAUUUUGGAUAUUUCUACUUUUUCACAAUUUCAGUAAUGCUGCUAUGAACAUAUUUGUACAAGUUUUUUGUGGACAUACAUUUUCAUUUCUUUUGGAUAUAUAAUAGGAGUGGAGUUACCUGUUCAUAAUAGUAACUCUGGGUUUAACUUUUGACACAACCAGUGGGAUGUUUUCCACAGUAGCUAUAGUAUUUCAUAUUUACACUCAUAGUCUGCAUCCUCACCAACACUUGCUGUUAUCUUUCUUCUUUCUCACAAUAUCCCAGCAAGUGUGAAGUGAUAUCUUAUCAUGUUUAUUUGCAUUUCCCUGGUGGGUUUUCUUGUGGUUACUGAUAUUUGUGUACCUUCUUUGGUAAAGUGUCUGUUCAGGUCCAUAGCCAUUUUUAAAUCAGAUUGUCUUACUGAGUUGUAUGAGUUGUUGGUAUAUGCACUGUAAAAUUUUAUCAGAUAUAUGCUUUGUAAAAUUUUUCACCAUUCCAUGUAUUAACUUCACUUUGUUAAGAGUGUCCUGUGAAGCACAAAAGAUUUUAAUUUGGGUGAUGUCCAAGUUAACAAUUUUUGUUGUUGUUUGUGCCUUUGAUGCCAUAUUAAGAAAUCAAUGCCUUAUCCAAGGUCAGGAAGACUUACGCUUAUAUUUUCUCCUAAGGAUUUUUGUGAUUUUAAUUCUCACAGUGGUCUUUGAUUUUUUUUAAUUGAUACUGGGGAUUGAACUCAUGACUGUGUACUUGCAAGGCAGGCACUUACGCUGCUGAGCUAAAUCCCCAGUUCCACUCUUUGAUUAUUUGGAGUUAGGUUUUGUACAUGUUGUGGAGUAGGAGUCCAGCCUUAUUCUUUAGUGUUGGAUAUCCACAUGUACCAGGGUUAUUGAAAAACCCAUUCCUUCUCUAUGGAGUUGUCUUGGCACCCUUGUUAAAGGACCCUGGUUCUUGCUGGAUCUUUCUUUGUGGGGUACAAUGCUGCAAUUAGAAAGCUCGCCUUUCUCCCUCUCGGUCUGUGUUUGGCUCCACUAUUUUUAUAACUGCUUUGUGUAAGUUGUGUUCUUGUACUCUCUCUUCACCUGUCUCAACAGUGCUGGGUCUAUGUCAGUGUGUUUCAGCACCACCUCCUAGUCCUGGUGAAAGGUCAAGACCACUCAUUUCCCUUUUUUUGGAUCAUGAGGAAACUGAGUCAUGUGGAAGUGGAAUAGUUCACUCAAGGUCGCACUUCCUUUUAGUGGGAGAAUCAGGACUGUUUUUGACCCUUAGCCCUUCAGGGCAUCUGUAGCCAUCAUACCUAAGUGAUACCACUACCCAGGCCGAGUGACAACAGGCUACAUUUUAAUUCAGAGAGAAAUGAUGUGAGGGCUUGGUGUUUUUGCUUCAUAAUUCCAAAAGAAGGUCUAAUAAAGGUCUGUUACCAGAAGCUCAUAGUUCAUAGUCUUCCGUUCUCUUACAUGCAUGCUGUUAUCAACCUCCCUUUGCCUUAUAGUUAAAUCUUAUAGCUUGCAAAGGAAGAGAAAUACUCAAAGUGGACAAAUAGUAAUUUAGUACCAAAGUGUGUCAGCUGCUUUCCCUUCCAUGGCAGUCAGGUGAGCUAAAGCUUUUGGUUUUAUUUUUCAUUUAUUAAUAUAUAGAAAAGUCAUAGCAGUUAGCACUCUUGACCAGUGUCUUUCCUGGGAGCUCUGAGUCCAGAGGCCUGGGCCUGGUGGGCAAGGAAGCUCUUGGUAGGGCCUUCUCUGCCAUUUACGCUCUGUUUUCUAGAUUUGGCUUCUUGGAGGCAGUGGCUUUUAAAAGUGAAUCUCAGAAAAAGAUAACACCAUGUAUUUCAACCCUGCUCAUCUCCCGACCCAGGCCACUAUCUUGAACUGGAAGCCAAAGCUGAGUUUGCUGUUAGGCCAGUCGGCCAGCCCGGAUUGCAAGGUCAGGAUAAAUCUUUCCCUGUUUACCAGGUUGCACUUUUAAUAAGGAAACAGAGGCUGUUGAGAGGGGAACAAUAGGAUUUGCUGGGGGAAGGGGCGGUACACCUUUGAAAAGGGGGAGAGUAGAGCGGGGAGUUCGAAGUCCUGGCUUGGGGUAGGCAAAGGGUGGCUAUUGCCCUAGUGACCCCUUGCCCAGUCAGCCUCAGCCCCUUAAGCAGAGCUGUUAACUUAGGGCUUUACUGGGAACAGGCUGGAGUCCUGCAAUGUGUCACAGGUUUCCAAGUCCAAAUGUUGCUUGUGGGGCUGGCCUGAGCCACUGAAGAAAAUCAUUAACAAGUUGGUCAAAUAAAUGGAAAAGGCUCUUUUCCUGUUGUCUGUGAAGCAGAGGGAAAAAGCUCCAGGCUUGCUGAGAGAGGAGUGGGGAAUCUAAGGUUGGCAUUGCCCAAGCCAUGGUGGGGAGGACAAGGCCAUGGGUCAGGGUUCUGGGCAUGCUGCUGGCCUGCUCAUGCUGAGCAUGAGUCCUUUUGCCUCUGUCUCUCUGUUUCCUCGGCUUGGAAAUAGAGAUUGGGUGCUCGGUGGGUGCCUGGUUCUGAUAGAGUGGUUUGUUUCCCAGCACAGCCCUCCCCACAAAAGAAAAAAUUACAGACAGGGCACAGUCUCAUGCUGAGCCUGAGGGGUGCCAGGGCUUUCCCACUGCUCCCCUUUAUCAAAACUGUACAGUGGGUGACCAUUCUGUAUGCUCAUCCUGGGUGUGUAGGGUACUCCAGCCUCCUAUGUUGCAAGCUUGCAAACAUCUUGACAUGAGUCACAUCAUCCCCAUCACAUGUUUAGGAAUCAGCUCUAGCUCCUAACUCUGGGUGCAGUUAGCAGGGGCCCCGGGACCUUCUGUUAGCUGUAUCUUACACACGUGUGUUUGUGCACAUGUGUGGGCUCCUUAGUGUGGUAUGGUGCUGACUGGUUCCCUGGGCAUAUAGCUCUUUUGGGUUAGGGGAACGCAGAUCCCUGGGUGCUGGGUGAUUCCCUUUGAUCUCACAGGUUACUCCAGGAGCAGAGAGGCCCUGUUCAUGAGGCUCACAAUGGUGCUAUUGCCCAAAGGGUGCACACCCAAAGUCAGCUCUUCAGGGAGUGUGAGCAGUGCCUGGGCAGCUGGUACCUGACCAGCACCCCAGGAGCAAGGACCCAGAACUGUCUUCCACGUGGCCACCUCCCCAUCAGGGUGCGCUGUCUUGCUGAUCACACUGGCCAGUAAGAAAUGUUGGUGCCUUUUCUCUGACUGCGCUGCUCCCAUUUCCCACUUUGAGACAGGGAAGUGGGGGCUGGAGACCAGGCACUCACCUUCCAGCUCUGCGCCUGGGCCACCUGUCGGUAGCACAUGACAAAUCUGAGUGGCGCUCCUGUGCCAGUGGCCCAAGCUGAACCUGCUAUCCCACCUCUGGCAUACAGGGCCUUGUAGAGACAGUGUCCCCAGGAGAUGGCUCUGAGGUGUGGAUUUACUGAUCUACACAGAGUCAUUGAUGGCUUAUGGUGAGGAGAGGCAGUCACUAGUUCAAAAGGCCAGUGUAAACUGCUCUUCAUGCCUUUCACCUGAGGCAUGAGGUGAGCUGAGGGGGCUGGCAAGGGACAGGGAAACCUUCAUCAUGGACUAUUUUCAGGCCCUGAUCUAAAAGCCAAAAAAUGUAGUCACCCCAUCCCCAUUGCCCAGCCUCAGUUAGCAGUAUCUGUCCUCUGUUGUCAGGGUUGGUAAAUGGGGGCAGACCUAGCUUUUGGUCUGAUUUUGCCAUUGAUUUGAUGAGAGGGAACAUUGUCUUUCAACCCAGGUAAUGGAGAUGCUAUUCAACCCCACACCUGCUUAAAAAAAAAAAAUCACAGUCUUCUCAUUAGUAGACCUGUAUCACCAAAAAGACAUGCUCAAUUGUUAUGUUUUGACUUGCAUCAGUUGAGUUGUAUGGACUGGGGCUGUAGCUCAGUAGCGGAGUUCUGGCCUCGCAUGAAUGAGGCGCUAGGUUUUAUCUUCUGAAAAACAAGACAACAAAAUGUGGGAAUUUGUUCUCUCAUGCCAAUAUAGUUAUCAGUUUUGGCUGUGGGCCCUUAAAGCCUAAAAUAUUUACUCUCUAACCCUAGACAGAGAAAAUUUAGUGACCACUGAACAAGACCUCUGUCACUUCUAGUUCUGCUGAAUUAUGUAAAGGAAAAACCCCAGACGUUAAGAACUGUCUUAUGUAAUAAAAACAUUUUGAGUGCGCUCCAAAGCAGGAGAUGCAUUCUGUGUGCCCGAGAGCCAUCCUGAGGGCUUCUGGGCCUCCCUUUCUCUCAGUGGGGACACAGAGGACCUUUUAGCUUCUCUGGGGUCUACGAGCCUCUCCCCAUGUGUCCUGCUGUGUGACUGGGAGGCUCCUGGCUUGGCUUGUACCUUCCCUUGAUGGUGGAAACCCUUGGUAUUAAGGGAGGUGGCUCUAUGUCCAGAUGAGGCAGCUCUGUCCCCUAUGGCUUGUCCAUCCCCAGUGGACUGCUCUGGUCACCCUUAAGAGCCGACCAUGGCAGUACAGCUCCAUUCUGCAUCAGUAUAUGGUGUAGCAACUGCUGCUGACUGGUCCCCCACCACGGGCUGAGUUUUGUGCUCUUCCGCUCAGCUGUCACUGACGCUCCCUCCAGAUCUGUGGGAUGAGUCCCCCAGGUUCCCAGGUGUGGAAGCUGACAUGGAGGAGUCAGGGAUAGGGCAAAAGCCCCAUAAUGACUGCAGGCUGAGCACCCCAAUACUGCAUCUGGAGAUACCUCAAAAUGCACUGACAUGACACCACAAGUAGAAAACCCCGCACCCGUGUGUGCCCCAUGGGGAGGGAUGUGCCUUCAUAAGGCUCAGCUGUUAAAGACAGAUGCAAAGGGGACUAUCUGUGUACCUCCCACCAGUCCUGCUCACUGCCCGGAAGCCUCUAAUGUUUGUGUAUUUGAAGCGAUUUGAAUCCUGCCCACCUCCCUCUAGAUUGGGUGAAUUUUCUUAAGGGUGGUGGGGUUGUCUAUUGGGGUGACCCAGGUGGGCCAGGUGAGGGUGUCAGGUCAUGGGGAGGUGGCUGUUGAGACCUAAAUUGUCAUGCUACCAGGUUGUUUCUAUACCUGAAAUAAAGGAUACAUUCUUGUUCCUGGGAGACGCACAGAUGAGAAGUCUGUAUAGGUGGGGUCUGGGCUUUGUUCGGACUACAAAUAAAACUUACUUGACAGAAA
Messenger RNA from Cavia porcellus (domestic guinea pig), 8691 nucleotides. It is a transcript of the gene Tfcp2l1, whose product is annotated as transcription factor CP2 like 1. Gene Ontology annotation, molecular function: DNA-binding transcription activator activity, RNA polymerase II-specific; RNA polymerase II cis-regulatory region sequence-specific DNA binding. Gene Ontology annotation, cellular component: nucleus. The transcript is spliced from 16 exons. The coding region runs from base 98 to 1567 and encodes 489 amino acids. Lineage: Eukaryota; Metazoa; Chordata; Mammalia; Rodentia; Caviidae. Gene Ontology annotation, biological process: regulation of transcription by RNA polymerase II. The record is from RefSeq and is a predicted model, not a curated record.